GUGAUACUGGGUAGAUAUAAGGGAGCAGGAGAGAGGACAAGAACACCUGCUCACUUGAACAAACCGACACAAAGAGCUGAACGCAAAGAUGCUGAGACUUGAGUGUGUGGUUGUUGCCCUGGUCUUGUGUUUAAAAGGUUCCCAUUCUCAGCUCAGUGAAUGUGGAACUGCACCUUUUAACACCCGUAUUGUGGGUGGACAGAAUACCACAGAUGGGGAGUGGCCUUGGCAAGUCAGUUUACAGAGCCCUGUGUAUAACGGCCAUUUCUGUGGAGGAUCACUAAUCAACAAAGACUGGGUUCUGACAGCAGCCCACUGUUUCUCCAGCGCUAGCAUGUCUAACCUGACUGUGUAUUUGGGGAAACAGACUUUAAAGGGCUCUAAUCCCAAUCAAGUUGCAAGAAGUGUUAAACAGAUGAUCAUUCAUCCCAGCUACAACAGUGCAACUCAGGACAAUGACAUUGCCCUUCUGCUUCUGAACUCCUCUGUCACCUUCACAAACUAUAUCAGACCAGUGUGCCUUGCAGGUCAAGGCAGCAGCUUUCCAGAUGGCACCACAUGCUGGAUUACAGGCUGGGGAAGCAUCGCAUCUGGAGUGCAACUGCCAUCUCCUGGUGUGCUGCAGGAGGCAGUGGUGCCCACUGUCAAUAACUAUAUUUGUGAUUUUCUACUGGGAUACGGAUCUAUUACCACAAGCAUGAUCUGUGCUGGUUAUAUCCAAGGAGGCACAGACACCUGUCAGGGGGAUUCUGGAGGUCCGCUGGUGACCAAGAAAGGUGCAGUCUGGAUUCAGACUGGUAUCACUAGCUGGGGUGAAGGCUGUGCUGAAUCCUUCUCACCUGGUGUCUAUACUCUGGUGUCUCAGUUCCAGACCUGGAUAUCCAGUGUCAUCAAUCAAAAUCUGCCUGGCUUUAUCAUCAAAUACAAAGGCCUAGGUAAACACAGACAGCAGGGCACAUUUGUAGCUCAGCUUCCAAGAUCCAACAAGUACUGUUCAGGCAGGGAGUUUGGAGUGAUUCACAUCUCACUGUGGCGGCCUGUCAAACCCUGCUCAAGGCUUUGUUCCAUGCUCUCAGCAGACUCCCAAGUUUUGUCUCAAGCCUUGUUCCAAUCCUUGAUCCCUGCCAAGGUUGAUGCCUUGCUGUCAGACUUCGAAGCCUUGUUCCACUCUAAGUUCAACGUGGUGGCCUUCCAAACCUUCUUCCAAGCUGAGACUGACAAGAACCGAGACAGAGAGCUGAACGCAAAGAUGCUGAGACUUGAGUGUGUGUUUGUUGCCCUGGUCUUGUGUUUAAAAGGUUCCCAUUCUCAGCUCAGUGAAUGUGGAACUGCACCCUUAAACACCCGUAUUGUGGGUGGACAGAAUACCACAGAUGGGGCAUGGCCUUGGCAAGUUAGUUUACAGAGCCCUGUGUAUAACGGCCAUUUCUGUGGAGGAUCACUAAUCAACAAAGACUGGGUUCUGACAGCAGCCCACUGUUUCUCCAGCGCUAGCAUGUCUAGCCUGACUGUGUAUUUGGGGAAACAGACUUUAAAAGGCUCUAAUCCCAAUCAAAUUGCAAGAAGUGUUAAACAGAUGAUCAUUCACCCCAACUACAACAGUGCAACUCAGGACAACGACAUUGCCCUUCUGCUUCUGAACUCCUCCGUCACCUUCACAAACUACAUCAGACCAGUGUGCCUUGCAGGUCAAGGCAGCAGAUUUCCACCUGGCACCAAGUGCUCGAUUACAGGCUGGGGAAGCAUUGCAUCUGGAGUGCAACUGCCAUCUCCUGGUGUGCUGCAGGAGGCAGUGGUGCCCACUGUCAAUAGCUUUAUUUGUGAUUAUCUACUGGGAUACGGAUCUAUUACCACAAACAUGAUCUGUGCUGGUUAUAUCCAAGGAGGCACAGACACCUGUCAGGGGGAUUCUGGAGGUCCGCUGGUGGCUAAGAAGGGUGCAGUCUGGAUUCAGACUGGUAUCACUAGCUGGGGUGAAGGCUGUGCUCGAGCCUUCUCACCUGGUGUCUAUACUCUGGUGUCUGAGUUCCAGACCUGGAUAUCCAGUGUCAUCAAUCAAAAUCUGCCUGGAUUUAUCAUAUACUAACACAAUGGAACAACCGGUGUAUGUACUGAUGGUUCAGGCAGAAAGAAAGCAUCUUAAUUUACCAAUGACAUUUAUCAUGUUAUAUUCAGUGUAUAAACAUUAAUUAUAGAUGUCUAUAUUUAUUUAUUUUUUUACAGAGAUAAAUCUAAAAAUUGUCAAGACAUGACAUUGUAAUAUAAAUUUGAUUUUAAUAAUAAUAAAUGUUGUGAUCGUGCUACAUGUACAGGGUAUUACAUACAUUUAAUGUAUGUUAUGAUGUUUAUAUUACUGUUCAUACAAUUAAAGAAUAUUUUCCAGAGUAAA
This is a messenger RNA of Tachysurus fulvidraco (yellow catfish), 2389 nucleotides long. RefSeq lists its product as uncharacterized. Gene Ontology annotation, molecular function: serine-type endopeptidase activity. Gene Ontology annotation, biological process: proteolysis. NCBI's taxonomy places the organism in Eukaryota, Metazoa, Chordata, Actinopteri, Siluriformes, Bagridae. The record is from RefSeq and is a predicted model, not a curated record. The transcript has 15 exons. The coding region runs from base 89 to 2086 and encodes 665 amino acids.